This is a messenger RNA of Lodderomyces orthopsilosis Co 90-125, 639 nucleotides long. RefSeq names its product GIG1 family protein. The transcript has a single exon. NCBI's taxonomy places the organism in Eukaryota, Fungi, Ascomycota, Pichiomycetes, Serinales, Debaryomycetaceae. The record is from RefSeq and is a predicted model, not a curated record. Gene Ontology annotation, cellular component: cytoplasm. Gene Ontology annotation, biological process: N-acetylglucosamine metabolic process. Bases 1 to 639 code for a protein of 212 amino acids.
AUGACAAUUGAACGUAAAGUCAAAGCAGGUGAUCCAUUUACUUGGAGUCAAAUCCAACAAAUUGUAAAAUCAAACAAGCUUGAGCUAUUUGCUAGAAGUGAGGAGCAAUUUAGCAAAUAUUAUCAAUUCAAAAAUGACCUAUCACUGCAAGGUAUAGCUUUGAAUGAUUAUGUGUUGAAUGAAGAACUAGAAUGGAAACAAAGUGACAUUCGCAGCCAAACAGGAGCUACAUCACUUGAAUACUCAAUAUCACAACCACAAGACCUUAUUUUAUAUAAUGAUGAUGACGUGAAGAUUAUUUAUAACAAGUUCCCAUAUUAUUUUGAAAAUUCAGUAUUACAUUUAUGCGUAUGGUCGAAAUUAACGAUACCCAAUGAUGUCAAUUCACCUGUUGGAGAUAUAUCACCAUUAACCAAACACAUAAUUGAACGAUAUUUGCAAAACACAUUCAUUGAUAAAGGGGUUUCUCCUGAUGAUAUCCUUUGGUUUAGAAACUGGUCGAGCUUACAAAGUGUUCGAAGCGUCAGCCAUAUUCAUGUACUUUUACAUGAUGUUGAUGACAGCUUACUUCAGAAACUUCUUAGAGCAGCUGGAAACACGUUGACCUUGGAUGAUUAUAGAGAGUUGCUAGAUGAAUAG